CUCCAGACCCAAGAAAGAACUAGAGUAGUAUAAUUGAGUAUAAAUGCAUGCAUAUUACAUGGUUUAUUGCGUACUUUAUUGCUAUUUAACAGCAAAGACUCUGAGAAUAUAAACCGAUUCUUCGCGGCGAAUUCCCAGCGUCAGUGAUAAUAAACGAGCAGGACUUUGUUCGCUGGUUUUUUGCACAUUGUGUGCACCUCGUGAUGCAUCACAAACCUCUGCUGUGCAUCGCUCCGAAUGCACUUACUCACGACUCGUCUUUAACAAAGGUGUAGUGGUGUGUAUGUGAGCAUAUGAUGGAGACAAACCUGCGGAAGACCCAAUCUCUGAGGUGUGUCGCCACUGAGCAAGCACUCUCCUGGACGGAGGCGGGACUAAGAGACAGGAAGAAGUCCGUCUCGCAGCUUGUGGCACAGUAUCAGGAUGCAGGUACUGGAAAAACAAAAACAAAAGCAGGUUCAAUGGAAAAUAAGCAAAAGAUCCUCCAGUUUUCUGCUAUACCCAUCACAGGGACCGAGACUAAACUGGACACUCUGAUCCAGAGGAGCGUUACAGAAAAAACAAGUGCUUGGGCUGAUUGGGGUUCCAACUCUCAUCUCACACGCAGUAAGUCCAUGGAGUUUCUUCCCCACCAAAGAACCAUAAGCACAAGUGCCCUCAGGGAACUCUUUGAGUCGAAGGUUGUUCUGCAGCCCAAGAGCGUUCACAAACCGAAGGAUACUGACAAGCCACAAAGCACCCCAGUCAUGGAGAAUGGUGGGAUUGCUUAUAAAAGCACUGAAGAUCUGCUGGUGUUUUUAGAAGCAGGCAACAUCAAGACCGAUAACAACAAGAAACCAGCUGAAUCAACAAAAGAGAAAGGGGACAAUGUGACUCCAAAGGUGUUGAGAGCUCCUCGUGCGGAAAGAAGAAAAACCACUACUGGAGUAUAUAGUGAAAGAAUCCCUCCUGAAACGGACGAUAAACGUAAAUCAAUUGCAGACUUCAGAGACAUCUCUACUCUGUAUGGACGGGAGAAGUUCCCUAUUUCCGUCAAAGCCAUCUCUGCACUAUAUCUGUCAAAAGUGGCAGCUGCAGACCCGACGGGGAACCUUUUAAAACCAACACAAGAUUGUACAUCUCCAACCAAAGCAAAAUCUUUCAAGAUGGCUGAUGUGACACCAAAAGACUUUAAGGAAACUCCAUACCCCGAAGAUGAUUUAGCACAGCUUGAUCCCCUCCUGCAACCCAAUUCAAGGGAUGACAGCCAGUCUCCCAUUCCAACACCCCAUUCAAAAGAGGUUAUCUCGACACUGUAUGAACAACGCCAGAAAUGUGAAUUGAGGCGACUCCUGAAACACACCUGCCCUGAGCUCAAGGGCCUGGGAAACGUGGUAGAGGAAGAGUUUGCUGACAUACUAAACUCCAGCACUGGAACAGAUAUCGCAUACCAGGGUGAGGUUCAGUCAAUGCGCUGGAUAUUCGAGAAUGGUACUGUCAAUGCCGGAGACUCCCACAAGCAACCAAAUUUCAUGGAGAAAAAUGUUCAAGGAGAACAAACAUUUGAAGAUCCCUUGAAUUGCACCAAGCAGGAAACCAUUCAUCCAGACGUUGAUGAGAGCCCACAAAAGGUUGGUGAAACACGUGAAGAAGAAGAGAACUUCAGGGUGAAUGUCAAGGCCAAGCGGAAAAUGUUUGAAGGUCAGUUAAUCGAAACUUCAAGAGAGGACCUCGAUGAUGUUUUUCCAGGAAGGAUUGUUAUCUCAGAAGAUGAAAAAGGAACAGUCCAAAAGCAAAAGAAGGACUUUGAGACAUACCCAACUGACACAAUUAAAAGGAACAGUGACCUCAGCAUUAUAAAUGUUACAGACAUCGAUCAAGAUUGUGGCGAAGUGUAUCAAGGUAUAUCUAGAGCCAAAGAGCUUUUUGAAAAGGGGCUUGACAAUGAGAACGGCUCACCACCAAAUGAGAACUUAAGCAUAGAGGAUGAAGCACUAAAGGCUAAUGUAAAGAACAGAACCCAUAUGUUUGAAUCGACACCACUAGACAAAAUCAAUUGGCAAAACGAUGCAGAAUCAGAUACCAAGGAUGAGAACAUUACCAAAUCAUUAACAUCGCUAUAUGGCUUCAAUGUCGUUCAUUCCCAUGGGGCUCUUUUUGAGGCAAGUGAGGCUGGGCAUGUAAGAAAGGCAAACUACAGCUUUAUCCAGGAAAAGGGUACAGAAAUUCAACAUGAGGAAGUAGUUAUGGGAAGCAUGAAGAGCAUGCUGCUUCAACAUUUGGCAAGGGUCAAUCUUAAUCCAGUUAUUGUGUUCUUAAAAGAGGAUGAUCAAGGAAACGUGGACAUCAAGAAAAUAGACAUACCAACUCACCAGCUACCAUUCACAGUUAACCAAGACAAGGAAUACAGAACCACAAACAUGGUUCAGGUCAUUGAAGACCUACUUGGCCAAGAAACAUGUUCUGGAAAAGGAGUUUUAAUACAAGAACAAGCAGCAGGAUCUGUGGAGACCUUAGUUUACAUUCUUUUUAGGCAUGAAAGCCACGACGGAAUUGUGAUGGAUCAGAAUUAUGAAAAUAUGUUGAAAACAGGAGAAAUUGAUCUUCCGAGAAACUGUAAUACUCUUCCCAAAAUGUGCAGUCCACCACCAUUCACUCUUGAGGAUGCAAUCAGUCAUGCUGAAAACAGGAUGAGCAAGGUGAAACUGUUCCAGAGCCGUAUCCAGAAUGGAGAUCAAGGUUACUUAAAAAGUCUGCAGAAAAGUCCAUCCGGCGAUGAUACAAGUAUCACAUCUAAGCAAGAGGAACAAAAGGUUGUGAUUGCACCAGAAAACUUUAAGAUAACCAAGGCAAUUUUGGUUACAAAUCCAGAGCAUGACAUUUCAUCUGCACAAAAUGAAUUUAAAUCCAAUCUGGAAAUUGGUGCAAAUGAUGCAGAGUUUGUAAAAUGUACUGCUGAAAGUGUAGAACCUGGUAGAUGGUUUUACAAUCGAGAUGAAAAAGACAUGCAUGAGGAAAAAACAGAUGAGUACAUUGUAACUCUGCCUGUGGUCGCAAAAGAUAAAAUGGUGCAAGAUGACGCAUUGUCAAAUCUUCAAGCAGCUAUCGUAAGCCUCCAGCAGGCCACACUAGAGGCAAAAGCUCUUCAAGAAAGUGUUUAUGAGAAGCACCAUGAUACCAAUUCAGCAUCUUCAGAAAACCAAUGCCAACCAGAAGGCAUUAAUAAAGAAGGCAAAAAGUCUUUGCAGAAUUUUGAAGUUGAAGAAGGAAGAGAAGAGACCUUAAAGGGUAGUGUUCAAGCAGCUCUGGAAUCUUUGAAAAAAUCUAGCUUUAAUGUCACCAAAGGGGAUUUUAAAGAUGCAAUGAUUUACCGGAAUGCAGGAAGGACUGAUUCCAGGCAAAAAAUAACAACAAAAAUGGAGACAGAUGUCAAACAAAGUGGUGAUAUGGUUGUCCCCAAAGAAAAGCUCAAGGCAUGCGAACCCUUCCCAAUGCCUAGACAGGUGACUGUUGAGACACAGCAUGAGGGGGUUGAAACUAGACCACUUCAAGGCCAACCUUCAAAUAAACCAUUAGCAUGCUCCCCACUGACAAACCAAACACUCGAACAGGCUUCUCUUCAGAAAAAGACAAUGCCUCCUGGAACUAAGCCACUCAUUCCCCCCAAACCAGACCAUUUAAAAACCACCUCCAACUCCAACACAGUAGCCAUUAACUCUGCAACCAAUGCAGAUCUAAUUAAAACCAGACCUAAAUUAACCUUUGCAAAUCUGAAACCAUUACAAGAAGAUGCAGUGUCGAAAGAACCACAGACUACUAUAGAUGCUGAAAUACUUAGCGGUAGGAUAGUCACCGAAAUACCCACAUGCAGUCCUGAGAAAAAUGUAGCUGAAGAGGAAAAACCAAACCCACUGAUUGAAGUCAGUUCAGGGCUUCAGACUUCCCUGCAGAACUUUGGAAUAAAGACAGGCCAAGCAAUGCCACCUGUGAAGCCCAAAAGGAUCAAAAUGACCACAAAAAAUGUCCCAACUCCUGUAUGUUUGGAGCCUGGUUUUGUUAAGGAGCAACCAAAGAGUAAUGUGAUCAUGAGGGAGAAGAAAGGUCGAAAGAAAGAGAGUGACGCAGAACGAAGGCAGAGGCUGUCAGUGCACAUGGAUGAAAUCAUGAAGGGGAACGUAAAUGCAGCAAUGGAAAUCUUCGACAAGCUGAGAAAGCAAGAGGAGCUGAAAACGAUCCUUUCUAAAGUCGAGGAAAUUGAAGGAGAGGCCAGUCAGGAAGAUGAUGGCCUUAGGAAGAUAUUUGAAAGCGUACCAGAUUGGGUAGUGCCACAAAAACAUGCGAAUCCCGAAAACGGUGUGAUGGAAAAGGAAGUAGGGAGAUCUGGAACAGUCUGUGAAUUGGAAAUGUUGUCCUCCAUGCAGGUAGCAUUUGGAGACCUUGAAAAAGCAAGUGCUGCAAUAAUUUCUUUAAAAGAACAAACACUGUCCCGACUUAUGGAAAUAGAGAAAACUAUUAAGAAAGCACUUUACUCCGUCUCUACACUGAAAUCCGACUCGGACAUUGUAGGGCUGUCUGGUCUUUUCAAAGAGUCCAUGAUGGCUGGACAAUAUUUGCCCAUCUCAGGUAAUAUACGUAAAAUUAGCAUUGGGUCGAGUAAAUCGUCCAAUCAUCAAAGUCUGAAUCAUGUACAAGUCCCUCAGAAGAGUGCAACCGCAGAAUCAGGAAUGCAGAAAGCAGAAAAGUCAGAGCUCAGUCCUCCAGAAACUAAGCCAAGAGCAGGAUCUCCUUCCUCACCUUCUUUUAUUUCUAUUCAAUCCUCUGCCAGGAAGAACCCAGAAACAUCUCCAAAAUCUCAAACUGCUGUAACAGCGCUGACCUGCUACAACAUUCCUGCUGAAAAGGAAAAGCGACAAGUCAGUACGCUGGAAGUGCAAACAGCCCCCAAAGCAGAGACGGUCAUCGGUACCAAGACCAUCAGAGAAAAAUAUGAGGAAACAGAUUGCUUUGGCAACAAGUUCUACUCCUCUACAACCUCUACUGUCAUGACCACACAGCCUGAUAACAAAACAUGCUUCAGGAGACAGAUUGUGACCAAUCCAACCACCAGUGAUGUCGUUGCAAAUCCAUCAAUCAACACACUCUCUUAAAGGAGGCCAAGUAUCAUCAUGAAAAGGGGAAGAUGCAGAUCAUUCGGUUUUCAAAUUUAGUGGAUCUCUUUGUUUGUUUUUGUUUUUUGAUUAGGCUUACAUUCUUCUAAAAGUGUUCCUUAAAGGUUUCCUCAAAGUUCAAGUUAAAGUGACCCUGAAACCUUGAAAACAUCAUUCAAUUGGUUUUAAAUGUUAUUUGUUCGGCAGAGCAACUAGGAUUUUUUUAUCUUCAACUUUGGGGCUAAGGGCCUUGCUCAGGGGAACUAGAUUGGCACUGGGGUGUAAACUUGUGACCUUCAGAUCUAAAGUCCUAUGCUUUAACCACCUUCCCAAUCAAUGUUUGAACGUUAGUUAUUCUGUUGGGUUUCAUAAUUUCCUCCUCAAAGUCUUUCCAGCUGUUUCUGAUGGUUUAGCAGCUGUUAUGCUAAAACCAAAAAGCUAUGCUAUAGGUUUAUACACAGAGUCUCCCAGAGAACCUCUCAAAGGUUCUCCCAGAGGGGCAAAACAAAGACCAUCUAAGGGGCAAAAGGAACCUGUGUGUGGAACCAGAAAGUGUGUCAGUAUUAUCAGUGUUAUAUCAGUGUUCUUCUUCCACAAAAGUACUGUAACUUUAAAAUGUGUAAAAACUCAGUAUUAUGUUUUCUUUAACACAAUGAUGUAAACAGUGAUAUUUGUUAAAUUCGGUUUUCUAAUUCUGUUUCUAAUUCCUGGUUUUUACAGUGACGAACAGCUAUUUGGUCUCUUUUUUGUCGCUCAUCUUAUCCCAUUCCAUAUAAUCGUGUUGUGUUGUGUUAUCAGUCAGCUGAUAUAGGACAUGGUGUACAAUAAAUGUGAAAAUGAUAAUAAAUACUAAUAAACCAAAACUGGCUGGAGAGCCUUGUUACAUUAUGGGCGAUUUCAACCACACUGAGAUGCGUCUUUAAAAUAAAACGGGUCUGUCUUCCAUAUUUGCAGUCAUAUGUACAGUUUAUGGGAUGAAUGUUUGGGGAUGUGUGUGUCCUCUGGUGGACAGUAGGGUAUUUAUGAUGCCUGGUGC
Messenger RNA from Silurus meridionalis, 6162 nucleotides. RefSeq names its product xin actin-binding repeat-containing protein 1. Bases 294 to 5126 code for a protein of 1610 amino acids. NCBI's taxonomy places the organism in Eukaryota, Metazoa, Chordata, Actinopteri, Siluriformes, Siluridae. Gene Ontology annotation, biological process: actin cytoskeleton organization; actin filament organization. The record is from RefSeq and is a predicted model, not a curated record. Gene Ontology annotation, molecular function: actin filament binding. The transcript has 8 exons. Gene Ontology annotation, cellular component: focal adhesion; stress fiber.